Molecule: messenger RNA, 675 nt
Organism: Schistosoma mattheei
Lineage: Eukaryota; Metazoa; Platyhelminthes; Trematoda; Strigeidida; Schistosomatidae
Source: the annotation of a GenBank genome assembly
AUGAUGAAAUUCGAAUUUGAUAAUUUGUCAAAUGAAACCAGUCAGAAUAAUUCUAUUUGCAUCUUUACUCAGUAUACAGAACCAGUUGUUCUCAGUGGUCUCAUAUUAACAUUUAUCGGAUUAGUUCUUGGAUUAAUAAUAAUAUUUAUUAAAAAUCUACAUACUAAAUCCACAAUGAACACAAUCGUCAUCGUGAUAACGAUGGUCUUUAUUAUUGUCGGUGUUGUAUUACUUAUGUCGGUUGGAGAAUGGUACGAACAAAUUAUUUCUGUAUCUAUAGCUACCGCGAUCUUCAUCAUGGCCAUUUUGCUGGAUAUAAAGCUACAAGGUUCAAAAAUGAAAUGGAUGAUAAUCUUGUUCACAUUGUGUUGCGUAUUUGCUGUAACUGGAUUGAUUUUCUUUGUUUUCGGUGUGAUAUAUGGAAGCAAAGGUUUACUAGGUGCAACCUUGGUUUGUUGGUGCGGCGAAAUGUUAAUUGUGGUUACCUGCACAAAAUAUUAUCUGGACAGCUAUCGCAAAUCACGACAGUUUUCCACACUGUACUGUGUUUUCCUAUUGAUGUAUGAAUACAUUGUACUUGUCAUCAGUUUAAUAUUCUCUUUGAAUUCAGUCAUCGAUUGUAAUUGGAAUAACAAGACAAUGAUUAGACACGAUGAACAGAUCCUGUUCCAUUGA